GUAGAUAGUUUGGUAGGUGUGCGGGUCCAUGGUUUGGUUGAUUGAUAUGGCGUGAGAUCUGUGCUGUACCCGGGAUUACGUUUCGUUCCGCUAUCUUUCCUUUUUCCUCUCUCCUGGAAGUCCUUAGUACUUGAGUAUCAUAGAGGGGGAGGGAGAUUGUACUUUUUUUCUGAUACCGGUACUGCACUGCGCUGCAUCAGGACCCCUCCGCUUUUAUUCCCGUGGCGAGAUCGCGGGAUGUGGGUGACGGACUGUCGUUCGUUGCACCACUCACUUCCCCAUUGCACAAGCUUUUCUUAUUGCAAAUACACUUAAGGAUAUAAAGAUCCCACCGCUGAGCACGGAUACCUAUCCCUUCAUGUUUUGAGUUGCACGGUUCAGGGGCUACCGUACCACACAGCCAUCCAUCCCUCCUUCUCCCUCUCCCUCUCCCACGGGCGAACACGAACACAACAACCUCACAGCAUCAUGUCCCAAGGCGAAGAGAGUGCAGUUGCGCCCGUAGAGUACCCCGAACUUAGCCCUCUCGAAGCGGGCAGUUCUCAAGAUGACUCUGAUGGGUACUUUAGUAACGACGUGAGCGAAACUACAUCCCUAAAUUCUAGCAUCCUGGACUACGAGUACGAGAAUGGGAGACGGUAUCAUCGGUAUCGACAGGGCUCCUAUCUCAUGCCAAACGACGAGACGGAGCAAGACCGCCUGGACAUGAUGCAUCAUAUAUACCUCAUGAUGCUGGAUGGGAAACUGCAUUUAGCCCCUAUCGGCGAUAAUCCGCAGAAGAUAUUGGAUAUUGGUACUGGGACGGGAAUUUGGGCUAUCGACAUGGCAAAUGAAUAUCCUUCCGCGGAGGUCAUUGGCACGGACCUUAGCCCUAUCCAACCGCAAUGGGUCCCACCGAACUGCCGCUUUGAAGUCGACGAUGCGGGAAGUCCCUGGACAUUCUCGCCGGACUCCUUCGACUUCAUCCACUCCCGCCACCUCUCAGGUGCGCUAACGGACUGGCCGGAAUACAUCGGCCAAGUUUACAGAACCCUCAAACCUGGCGCCUGGAUGCAACUCAGCGAGUACGCGACUGACGUGACGAGCGACGACAACAGUUACCCAAAAGAAUGCUCGAUCAGGACCUAUUUACACCUUAUGAACUCGGCGGCCACCAAAAUCGGACGAGUGAUGAAUGUGGCGCACACCUUAAAGGGAGUUGCGGAGGAGGUCGGGUUCACAAAUGUUUCCCAGAGGAUGUUGAAGUUGCCAUGGGCACCCUGGCCGUCGGAUCCGAAGAUGAAGGAGUUGGGGAGGUUUGCGCUGUUAAAUUGCGAGACGAGCUUUGAGGCUUUUGGGUUGGCGCUGCUGACCAGGGUUAUUGGGAUGAGCGCUGAUGAGGCACUCCAACUUUGUCAGGAUGCGAGGAAGGAACUGAGGAAUAAGAAGAUACAUAUUUACAAUUUGCACUAUAUUAUUGUCGCGCAGAAACCGCUGGAGAAGGGGGGUGAUUAAUUUCUAGCUGGGAUUUGUGAAUGUUGACAUGAAGUUUUUUUUUUUUCAGACCUUUUUCUUCUGCUUGUUUGAUGGUAAUAAUGGGUGGUUGCAUUGCAUGUUGUAGUGCUUCUGGGUUGGAAUGGGAAUGGAUGGAAUGGUGUCGGUCUUGGUUGGAUGAUAACAGCUCCUCUGGGAUAUUAGUCUGCUGGCUAUCACAAUUACUUUUACACUGUGUCGCACUGCUAAAACCACUCGCUCAUGAAGUGGAGUGUUUCGAAUGGAGUGUUUGCUUUUUGUCAUGAUAUUUCUUCAGAUUAGCUAACCUAAAACUAAUUGUAACUGUCCCGCGCACC
Messenger RNA from Tuber melanosporum (Perigord truffle), 1829 nucleotides. RefSeq lists its product as uncharacterized. Gene Ontology annotation, molecular function: methyltransferase activity. The record is from RefSeq and is a predicted model, not a curated record. The transcript has 9 exons. NCBI's taxonomy places the organism in Eukaryota, Fungi, Ascomycota, Pezizomycetes, Pezizales, Tuberaceae. Bases 469 to 1494 code for a protein of 341 amino acids.